Salvelinus namaycush (lake trout) is the source of this 2457-nucleotide messenger RNA. It is a transcript of the gene rnmt, whose product is annotated as RNA (guanine-7-) methyltransferase. NCBI's taxonomy places the organism in Eukaryota, Metazoa, Chordata, Actinopteri, Salmoniformes, Salmonidae. Gene Ontology annotation, cellular component: nucleus. The record is from RefSeq and is a predicted model, not a curated record. Gene Ontology annotation, molecular function: mRNA 5'-cap (guanine-N7-)-methyltransferase activity. Bases 122 to 1303 code for a protein of 393 amino acids. The transcript is spliced from 12 exons. Gene Ontology annotation, biological process: 7-methylguanosine mRNA capping.
UGACGACCGUCGCAAACGCUUAAUGGCGGAAAACUCAAAACUUUACUGAAGUUGAACGUGCCAUUGCAAUCAUUUUGAUAAAACACUCCUGCAAAAGUUGACUCUUCUCUGACCAGUGGAGAUGGCAGAGGUUGAUCAGGCUGUGGAUCUGUCCAAGACAGAGACAGGAGAGGGUGGGAAUGGCCAUCUGUCUUCCACUGCAGACCGAAACAGUGGGUCCAGUACAGGACAGAAGUCUACCACCAAGAGGACGCAUGAAGAUGAGGAAGAGGACGACAGCUCUCCAACUAAGAAACAGCAUGGUCAUGGAGAAAAGGUGGCGACCCACUACAACACUCUCCAGGAGACCGGCCUCGCUGCCAGGAGCCAGAGCAGAAUAUUCUACAUGAGGAACUUCAACAACUGGCUUAAAAGUGUUCUAAUUGGUGAGAUCCUGGACACGGUGCGUCAGAGCCGCAGAGAGCUGUCUGUUCUGGACCUGGGCUGUGGGAAAGGUGGAGACCUGCUCAAGUGGAGGAAAGGACACAUUAGCCGGUUGGUCUGUGCAGACAUAGCAGCAGUGUCGGUGGAGCAGUGCCAGGUUCGUUAUGAGUAUAUGAGGAAGAGGGGUCAUCCUAACGAACGUAUCUUCUCUGCGGAGUUCAUCACAGCCGACUGUACCAAGGAGCUGCUGACAGACAAGCUGAAGGAUCCUAAGAUGGAGUUUGAUGUGACCAGCUGUCAGUUUGUGUACCACUACUCCUUUGAGACGCAGCAGCAGGCGGACCUGAUGUUGAAGAACGCCUGUGAGAGGCUGAGACCAGGAGGAUACUUCAUAGGCACCACACCAGAUGCAUAUGAACUGGUGAAGCGUGUGGAAACCUUAGACUCCAACUCCUUUGGUAACGAGGUGUUCAGCGUGACGUUUCAGAAGAAGGGAGACUACCCUCUGUUCGGUUGUCAGUAUGACUUUAAUCUGGAGGGGGUGGUCAAUGUCCCAGAGUUCCUGGUUUAUUUCCCUCUGUUUGAAGAGAUGGCCAAGAAGUACAACAUGCGUCUGGUGUUUAAGAAGACGUUCUCCCAGUUCUUUGAGGAGCACAUAAAGAACGACCAGCACAAGAUGCUGAUGCAGAGGAUGCAAGCCCUGGAGUCUUUCCCGACAGACAACAAGAACAAGUCAUCCUCAGACAACCUUGAUGACUAUGAUCACGCCAAGGAGAAGGCUGACAGCCCCAAUGUCAGGCUGCCGCUGGGAACAUUGAGCAAGUCUGAGUGGGAGGCAACAAGCAUAUACCUGGUGUUUGCAUUUGAGAAAAUGUCCUGAAUGCCAGAGAAGAGAACCGCAGGUUGACUUUUGGGGGGGAGGGAUUUUUUUUUUGAAGAACUGACUUGCUGCCAACUGAGGUGCUUUGGGCAGAGCAUGGUAAAAAAAAUAUGUAGUUUUAAUGUUUUCCUGUUGUGAAAAAUGAUUGGUUUGUGUAAGCUUGUGUUGGCCUAUCUGUCCUCUGGUUCUUAUUAUAUCAGCUACAGCCAGACUGUGUUGUCAUCAUCUGUAGCUCAUAUCUGUCCAGUUUUUACUUCUCCUUUAUCCUGGUCAUUUAACCUCGUGAUGUCAUUUAACUGGAGUGAUGUGUAUUAUACAACGGGUGGGUCUAAUCCUGAAUGCUGAUUGGUUAAAUUCCAGCCGGUGUCUAUUCCACAAGUUACCACUGGCUAAAUCUAUGACGUUAAAAUGCCUGUUUACUCUGUUCCAUUCUUCAAGAGGAUUAGAUCAGUGGAUCAAUGCUAGUUCGAAGUAGGAGGACCUUCUAGAGGAUUAGAUCAGUGGAUCAAUGCUAGUUCGAAGUAGGAGGACCUUCUAGAGGAUUAGAUCAGUGGAUCAAUGCUAGUUCGAAGUAGGAGGACCUUCAAGAGGAUUAGAUCAGUGGAUCAAUGCUAGUUCGAAGUAGGAGGACCUUCUAGAGGAUUAGAUCAGUGGAUCAAUGCUAGUUCGAAGUAGGAGGACCUUCAAGAGGAUUAGAUCAGUGGAUCAAUGCUAGUUCGAAGUAGGAGGACCUUCAAGAGGAUUAGAUCAGUGGAUCAAUGCUAGUUCGAAGUAGGAGGACCUUCAAGAGGAUUAGAUCACUGGAUCAAUGCUAGCUCGAAGUAGGAGGACCUUCUAGAGGAUUAGAUCAGUGGAUCAAUGCUAGCUCGAAGUAGGAGGACCUUCUAGAGGAUUAGAUCAGUGGAUCAAUGCUAGUUCGAAGUAGGAGGACCUUCUAGAGGUAUUUUAAGGCUCAACUAUGAUUCAGGUAAUCAACACAUCAAACCUUUAUGUAACCUCUAUGUGGAUUACCUGGUGUAUGUAUACCUUCUGUUUCUUCUCUAUCUAGUGCACUACUAUUGACCAGGGCCCAUUGGCCCCCCCAAGGAAUUUAGCUAAAAUGAGUUGAGGAAACCUGUUCCAAAUUAUUCCCACAAAUAAAAUAAAUAAGAACA